Molecule: messenger RNA, 498 nt
Organism: Pseudocercospora fijiensis CIRAD86
Lineage: Eukaryota; Fungi; Ascomycota; Dothideomycetes; Mycosphaerellales; Mycosphaerellaceae
Exons: 2
Coding region: 1-498 (165 amino acids)
Biological process (GO): endoplasmic reticulum to Golgi vesicle-mediated transport
Cellular component (GO): TRAPP complex
Source: RefSeq, a predicted model, not a curated record
AUGUCGGUGUACUCCUUCUACAUCUUCGACCGACACACUGAGUGUAUCUACUCCAAGCGAUGGACCUCACCUCCCGCCAUUCAGAAUCGGGCGUCCGCUCAGAGUGCCCUGAGCAAUGGCGAGAUGCCAGUGUCUGCGCGACGUGCUCUCAAGGCCGAAGAUGACGCCAAGCUCAUUUUCGGUACCAUAUUCUCUCUGCGGCGUAUGGUCCGCCAGCUUGGAGGAGAGGACGAUCAGUUUCUGUCUUACAGGACGGGAGAGUACAAGCUUCACUACUUCGAGACGCCAACACAGCUCAAACUCAUCAUGCUCACCGAUACGCGAGUGGGAAACAUGCGGACUGUCUUGCACCAGAUCUGGGCUACGCUCUACGUGGAAUACGUGGUGAAAAGUCCUCUCUCGCCACUCGAGCACCCAAAGGGUGUCGGUGUUGCCAAUGAGCUUUUUGAAGGCGGUCUCGAGACUUUCAUCGCAUCCAUAUUCCAGCCGCAGCAGUGA